Messenger RNA from Bacidia gigantensis, 1161 nucleotides. RefSeq lists its product as uncharacterized. Gene Ontology annotation, molecular function: ribosome binding. The coding region runs from base 1 to 1161 and encodes 386 amino acids. NCBI's taxonomy places the organism in Eukaryota, Fungi, Ascomycota, Lecanoromycetes, Lecanorales, Ramalinaceae. The record is from RefSeq and is a predicted model, not a curated record. The transcript has a single exon.
AUGCUUAAUGCCGGCCGUAAUCUCUGCAAAUCCAAGGUCCACAAGCAUGCCAGCUUCUCGCCGUUCGCUCUCCACCACCACACUCCAAUUCCCAGCAAAAGCCAAGCUCUAACCUUCACCACCACGCACCCAAAAGCUCAAUCACGGCGGCAGCCAUAUAAACCAUCCUCUCGCAUCCCCUCCGCCAAGAGGCACAUACCUCCCCCAACAACUUCCUCACAAACGCCACCUGCCGCAACUCAAUCCUCUCCCCCUCCCGUCGCCACUUCAUCCGCCCUUGACCCAUCCUCCACAACCCUCCCCCCUCCCUUGACCCUUCCCGACCGCCCCCCAGGCACACCAUGGUACAAAUACUACUUCAGCGUCGGUCGCACUCUCCUCAAAUUCUACAAGACCGGGCUCCUCGCCCUCUUCGCGAACCGCAAAAUCCUCUUCCAGGCGCCGCUGCGCCCUCACCUCCUCUCCGCCAACGCUCGAAAAGCUUUGCUAGCUGGCGAGAUCACGCGGGCGCAAUAUGUAUUCAUUAAGAGGGUGAAGGCAGAUUUGUUGAAGGUCCCGGUUUUCGCGGUUUUGUUGCUGGUUUGUGGGGAGUUCACGGCGCUGUUGGUGCCGUUCGUGGGGGCGAUCGUGCCGAAGGUGGUAUGGUUGCCUGUGCAGUGGGAGAGGGCGCGGAGGAAGGCUAAGGAGAGGAGGGAAAGGGCUGGGAAGAAAGUGGGGUAUGCGCGCAAGGAGGCAGGUGGUGGGGAGGUGAAGGGGCUGGAUUUCUCUUACUUUCCGAAAUCUAGGGAGGGUGUCGAGAGAGGGGAGCAUUGGAAUGAGAUGGUCGUGAAUGGUGUGAGGUUCAAUGCUUGGCCUGGCCUGUGGGACCCUCUUGUCUAUUUGAAAUUACUUCCUGGUGCAACUCUACUCAAGCGGCUGGAAAAUCGAGCGGAUGAGUUGCGGCUGGAUGAUCGGGCUAUUGCCAGAGAUGGUGGGGCUAAGGAAAUCAGUGUUGAAGAGGUGAAGCUAUGUCUGGACGCAAGAGGGACCGAUGUUCGAGGGAUGGAGGAGAGCGAGAUGAAGGCUAUUCUAGGAAGAUUCAUCGAGAAAAAUCGAGAGGAGCACAAGAAAAAGAGGCACGAGGGAGGAACGAAAGGUGAACCUUGGGGGAGUAAGGUAUGA